Molecule: messenger RNA, 1869 nt
Organism: Momordica charantia (bitter melon)
Lineage: Eukaryota; Viridiplantae; Streptophyta; Magnoliopsida; Cucurbitales; Cucurbitaceae
Product: UDP-Glycosyltransferase superfamily protein
Source: RefSeq, a predicted model, not a curated record
UGUGAGAAGUAAUAGUUAAAAGACAUUUGUAAUUUUAUCAUUACAUUAAAAAAAAUUAGAAAACACUUUUUAUACAGUAGAAAUUUGAGGUGGAAUUCGAACCAACAUGCUUCUAGUCGAACAUAAAUAUUUUAACCAUAGCUCAAUUGAGGCAGUUUUGUAAUUUAAUAUAAACACCAUCUCCUAAGAAAUUGACAGAGAAUCAUUGGACAAAGCUAUUUUAAAAUGAAAAUGAAAGUGAUAUGACAAUUUUUAGAAAUUCGAUGGCUCUUGUUCGAAUUCCAAUUUCCAAGCUUCCUCUUCCGCCGUCGAACAGAACACCUUCAAAAUCCUUUUCGUUUGUUUUCAGUAUUUUUGCUUAAUCUCAAAACAAAUGUUUCCCUGAAUCCGCCGCCAUGGAUCUCCACCACCGCAAUCCACAACCUCCGAAUCCUCACUCUCUCAAAUUCCGAUCUUCUGCAAUCUCCAUUCUCAUUCUCCUCAUCGCAAUUUCCUUCUUCACUUUCACCAAAACAGAUCAUCACAAAACCCAAUCCCUAAAACUUCUCCAAAAAUUCAUCAAAUUCCUCAAUCCACCUCCAAAUUCCAUUCCAAUCCCACCUCCCACUCCAUGCGUCCUCUGGAUGGCUCCAUUUCUCUCCGGCGGUGGGUACAGUUCAGAAGCUUGGUCCUACAUUUUAGCCCUUCACCACCAUAUCAAAGCCCCACACGAGUUCCGGUUGGCGAUUGAGCAACAUGGCGAUCUAGAAUCCAUCGAUUUUUGGGAGGGAUUGCCAGAUUCUGUCAGGAGUUUGGCCAUUCAACUUCACGGAACAGAUUGUAGAAUGAAUGAAACUGUUGUGAUCUGCCACAGCGAGCCCGGUGCCUGGAAUCCUCCAUUGUUUGAAACCCUGCCUUGCCCACCAGGUGUUUACCAAAAGUUCAAGGCAGUGAUUGGCAGAACAAUGUUUGAAACAGAUAGGGUGAAUCCAGAACAUGUGAAUCGCUGUAAGUUAAUGGAUUAUAUUUGGGUUCCUUCUGAAUUUCAUGUCUCUACAUUCGUGAAAAGUGGGGUUGAUCCUUCCAAGAUUGUGAAAAUUGUUCAACCCAUUGAUGUGAACUUCUUUGAUCCUCUGAAAUAUAGGCCGUUUAGUCUUGCAUCUUUAGGAACUCUGGUUUUAGGUUCCAAAGACAUGGAAAUGGGCUUAGACAAUGGAUUUGUGUUUCUGAGUAUCUUCAAGUGGGAGUUUAGGAAAGGCUGGGAUCUGUUGUUGGAAGCUUAUUUGAAAGAAUUCUCUAAGAAGGAUCAAGUGGGGUUGUUCUUGUUGACAAAUCCUUACCAUAGCGAUAGAGAUUUUGGGAACAAGAUUUUGGAUUUUGUAGAGAACUCAGACAUCCAAAAGCCAGCUUCUGGUUGGGCUCCUGUUUAUGUAAUUGAUACUCAUAUAGCUCAAACUGAUUUGCCUAGAAUUUACAAGGCUGCAGAUGCGUUUGUUCUGCCAUCGAGAGGCGAAGGGUGGGGGAGGCCGCUCGUUGAAGCGAUGGCCAUGUCGUUGCCAGUGAUUGCGACCAACUGGUCGGGGCAAACGGAGUUUUUGACGGACGAGAAUAGCUAUCCACUGGCAGUUGAGAGAAUGAGUGAGGUAAAGGAAGGUCCAUUCAAAGGGCAUCUGUGGGCCGAACCAUCCAUAGGGAAGCUUCAAGAUUUGAUGAGGGAAGUAACGACGAAUGUUGACGAAGCCAAGGCCAAAGGACGAUGGGCGAGGGACGACAUGGUCAGGCAAUUCUCUCCCGACAUCGUAGCAGAUAUUGUUUAUCAUCAUAUACAAAAUGUAUUUCAUGACAAGAGAUGAAAUGUCACAUGUUUAUAACCAAGAUUCCAUUCUCCUA